CUUUGAGUCCAGGGUAAUUAGAGAACUAUGCCAGUUGUACGGUUGCACGAAAACUCACACCACUUCGUAUCAUCCUCAGGGGAACGGCGGCUGCGAGAGAUUCAAUCAGACCCUAUUGGGGCUGCUGGGGACCUUGGACCAACAACGGCAGGACGAUUGGGUGAGUGCAUUGCCAAACCUCCUACAGGCCUAUAACAACAGUAUACAUAGUACUACGGGUUACGCCCCCACGUACCUGAUGUUUGGCAGACACAUACGAAUGCCUACUGACCUGGUCCUAGGAGUGACAGCCGACCAAGAGGAAGCAAGUGUAACGGAGUGGGUGGGACGCCAUCACCAGCGCUUGCAUUUCGCCUACGAGCAGGUGUCGAAAAGGAUACAGACGGCAGGAGAGAAAAGUAAGCGGUUGUAUGAUCGGACUGCUAGAGAAGCCCCUCUACUGCCAGGAGAGAGGGUGUUGGUGAGAGAUAAUCGGCGGCAGGGGAAGGGGAAACUGAGUGACCGUUGGGAGGCCACCCCUUAUUUAGUCUGCCGGCAGCAGAGGCCGGGACAGCCGGUCUAUACCAUCCGGCCAGAAGGGAAGUUAGGCCCCGACCGUGUGGUGCACCGGAACAUGAUUCGCCCAUGCCCUAACUACCCUGAAGCCGUGGAAGAAGUCCCUACGGAACCUGUACCAGCGGCCCCCUGGAUUGAAGGUUGGGCUGUGGUACCAGGGAGACCCGUGGUGGCACCACCCCCGAUCGCCCCGAGAGAACCAGAAGUAGCCCCUGAACAAGCUGAGCCCGAUUCACCAGUGAGACGAUCCCAGCGAGAGAACCGAGGCCGACCCCCUGCCCGCUAUGGUGAGUGGACAGCCCGAGGACGUUCUAGGGACUAGAACGGAUUGGCGGGGGAGGAUGUCACAAGGUGACGAUCUUUAGGGGCGGAACCAAAAUUCGGGAAGUUUGGUUCCGCCCGGAAGUGUUUCCGCCCGGACCGGAAAAACAGAACACCGGAACUUCCGGUAGCGCCGUAAGAGGGAAAAUCAGGGAAUUCGAUGCACCUGUGCCUAGUUAGGGACAGCGGUUGGUGAUUGGAGGAUACGCUGGACAAGGCAGUACUUAAGGCCAAGUUAUUUCACAGUCUGGGAGCUCUUUCUGGUGUGUGUGAAGCACUGUGUCGUGCCCGUCUUGGUGCGCUGCUGGUGGCUGUCUAACUCUCUCUCUCCCUCAGGCUGGAAUUGUAUGAUUGUGAAGACAUCGCGAACCUUAAAGGUUGAGAAGUGAACGGAUUAUACGGCGAAUUGAGACGACGUGAAAAAGGGGAUUGGAAGCGGCAUUGAUGUGAGUACUAAGAGCAAGCCGAAAGUGCCCUGUAUAUUGACCUGGCGUUGUGUAGAUCUCCCCAGGAGGAGGAGGGCGGCCCUACCCCUAAUAUAGCGUGGUGGGAGAGCCGAAGGAAUACUUAUUGAAGUAGUCACAACGACGACAUCACUAGCUAGGCCGCAUAUUACAUCGCCAGAUCCGAACCAAGCGAAGUGAAGGAAGACGGGUGUCCUUUUCGUACACUGAGUGUGGUGGGUGAGUCUUCGUGCUGUGAAAACCUAUAAUUUUGACGUGGUGCUGUAUAUUGCUGUGGGUUGCUGUGUAUUGCCGUGUGUCCUGUCAGAUAAACCCCCGCCUUCACGCACUCCGUCGCGGGAGGACAAGGAGACUGCUGGUUCUAGCCUAGUUCAGUACAGUAUAUGUUGUGAGCGUGCUUCAGAUCUCCGGAGAUAGCACGGUACGCUGUGUUCAGCCCAGAGGUGAGAGUCAUUCAAAGCAAACUAACUGUGCUAUUGUGCCCAAGUUGAUACCUGUGGAGAGAAAAGGAGAGAGAGUGAAUAACACGAGGAGGAAUAGAGCGAACCCUGUACUUACAGUACGUUGUGUCCAGCCCAGAGGUGAAAGCCAUCCAAAGCAGAGUAACUGUGUUUUGUGUCCAAGUUGAUACCUGUAGAGAGGAGGAGAGAGAGUGGAUAACGCGAGGCGAAAUAGAGCGAAACCUGUACUUACAGUACGCUGUGUCCAGCC
Molecule: messenger RNA, 2051 nt
Organism: Carassius gibelio (silver crucian carp)
Lineage: Eukaryota; Metazoa; Chordata; Actinopteri; Cypriniformes; Cyprinidae
Exons: 2
Coding region: 239-877 (212 amino acids)
Source: RefSeq, a predicted model, not a curated record